UCAUGCUGCUGCCAGGUCCAGAGUGUGUCAUGGGUCCCUGUACGGCCUCCCAUUGCUGCUGUCUCCAUCGCCACACUCUGCCAUGUGCCACUUUCAGGUCUCCUCACACUGCUGGUGGGUUCCAUUUUGUCAUAGGGUGCUGGCAGAUUACGGGCCUCCCCAUUGCUGCUGCCAGGCCCGUAAUCUGCCAUGGGCCCCCGUACCGCCUCCUCAUGCUGCUGCCAGGUCCAGAGUGUCUCAUGGGUCCCUGUACGGCCUCCCAUUGCUGCUGUCUCCAUCGCCACACUCUGCCAUGUGCCACUUUCAGGUCUCCUCACACUGCUGGUGGGUUCCAUUUUGUC
This is a messenger RNA of Staurois parvus, 341 nucleotides long. The record is from the annotation of a GenBank genome assembly. Lineage: Eukaryota; Metazoa; Chordata; Amphibia; Anura; Ranidae.